Messenger RNA from Salvia miltiorrhiza (redroot sage), 2668 nucleotides. RefSeq names its product inactive protein kinase SELMODRAFT_444075-like. Gene Ontology annotation, molecular function: ATP binding; protein tyrosine kinase activity. The transcript is spliced from 8 exons. The coding region runs from base 482 to 2380 and encodes 632 amino acids. The record is from RefSeq and is a predicted model, not a curated record. NCBI's taxonomy places the organism in Eukaryota, Viridiplantae, Streptophyta, Magnoliopsida, Lamiales, Lamiaceae. Gene Ontology annotation, biological process: protein phosphorylation.
UUAUCCGAGUUUGGGGUUUCUCCACAUCAAAUUCAGCUAUAACUGCAAUCUCAAUUCAAAUAAUUGUAGUGCUACGUUAAAACAACCCUGCAAAACCAAAACUGCAGGCCUCUGCGCCAAUUUCGCAUCUUUUUAACUAUAAUCCAAACUCACUUUUUCCCUUACUGUCACAUUUCCUACAUGAACAUCAACAACUCUUCCAUAAAAAUCACUUUCAGUUAUUGACUUUCUUCAUCAUACUGAUUUAUGUUACCAUCUCUCUCUCUUAGUCCCAGAAAGGUUGAAUUUUUUUGCUGGUAGUUGGCCCUACUUCUGCCUACUUAUCUUCUCUUAUAAUCAUUGAACAAUCUCAAAGCUGGAGCCUUGACUUUUAUUUUACUCUGAGACACUGAAAGAGAGAGGCCAUCAAGAUUCUUGAUGCUGCAAAGUCCCUCUCGAGCAAGAAAAAUCAAAACUUGAUGAAUUUGUUGCUGUGAUUGAGAUGAGUGUGAGGCAAAAGAGUGGGAUAGGUAGAAGCAGUGGUGUUGUGGUUGUUGUUGUUAGGGCUGCUAAGGAAAUUUCAAGAACUGCUUUAACCUGGGCUUUGACAAAUGUAGUGCAACCAGGGGACUGUGUUAGGCUCCUCGUCGUCAUUCCAAUUCAUACCCCAAGUAAAAGACUAUGGGGAUUCCCAAAUUUUCAUAGUGAUUGCGCCACCAGAUAUUGGAGAUUCAUGUCGGGAACUAUUCUAGAACAGAAGGAGUAUAUUACAGGCAUAUGCAACCAGAUGAUGCAGCAGUUACACCAUAUCUAUGAUCCUGAAAAGGUAACGGUGAAGAUGAAAGUCGUUUUUGAAUCCAAAGAUGGAGUAGUGGCUGCUGAGGCAAAGAGAACUCAAGCACAUUGGGUUGUAUUGGACAAGAGAAUGGAGAAAGAAGCUAGCUCUUGCACUGAUCAGCUCGACUGCAACGUUGUACUUGUUAAGAACUCGGAGACAAAGGUCCUUCGAUUGAACUUGAUUGAGCAAAGAAGGGUGCAACCUGAGAUGCUUAGCCAUUCAAAAUCAACUAAGAAACGUUGCUUUAAGGUCCCAAACGUGACUCCAACGAGCAGCCCUGAUAGGCUCUCCUCGAUGUCAAGCUUAGACAUGUUUGCCUCUCCAUCAUUCAUGUCCGACAUUGAUUGGGAGCCAAAGGUGAAGCAGGCUUCACCAUUAAUGCUAGGGGAGUACUGUUAUGAUGAUGGAUCUGAUUCUGAGUCAGACAGUGACAACCUCAGCUCUGUGUCGACAAGCAUAGGCUCCCAGCAAUGGAUGGAAGACAACCUUAGCUCAGCUGAUGAAGGUGGGAAGCUCUUGAAAGAAUGUCUGCAAAGAUCUAACAGCAAGGCUGUAAUGCGCCAACCUAGUGGCUCGAGGGAUGUGAAUGUGAGAGAGAUGAUAUCACUCGACAGGAAUGCACCUCCGGAUCCCCCUCCACUCUGCUCUGUGUGUCGCCACAAGUCACCAUCCGUUGGGAAACCUCCUAGGCUGUUCACAUAUGCAGAGCUGGAACGAGCCACGGGGGGGUUUCAGCAGGCAAACUUUUUGGCUGAGGGGGGAUAUGGCUCAGUGCACCGCGGUGUGUUGCCUGAUGGCCAGGUUAUAGCUGUGAAGCAGCAUAAGUUGGCUAGCAGUCAAGGCGACCGGGAGUUCUGCUCUGAGGUGCAGGCCUUGAGUUGUGCACAGCACCGGAAUGUUGUGAUGCUGAUCGGAUACUGCGUGGAGGAUAGGAGACGCCUGCUGGUUUACGAGUACAUCUGCAAUGGCUCUCUGGACUACCAUCUAUAUGGAAGGAAUAAAAUUCCACUGGAUUGGGGUGCACGCCAAAAAAUUGCAGUUGGAGCAGCUCGAGGGCUGAGGUACCUCCACGAGGAGUGUAGAGUUGGAUGCAUAGUCCAUCGCGAUUUGAGGCCGAACAACAUCCUGCUCACACAUGAUUUUGAGGCAUUGGUUGGAGACUUCGGACUAGCAAGGGUGCAGUCGGAUUCAAGUAGUGGAGAGAGUAGAAUAAUCGGAACAUUCGGAUACAUAGCUCCAGAAUAUGCUCAGACAGGGCAAGUCAGUGAAAAGGCCGACGUCUAUGCCUUUGGGGUGGUGUUGGUGGAGCUGCUCACUGGAAGGAAAGCUGUGGAUAUAUGCCGGCCUAAGGGCGAGCAGUGCCUUACAGAAUGGGCGCGUCCGCUGCUGGAAGACAAUGGCCUCGCCAAGCAUGUGGAUCCGUGGUUGAAGCAGUGCUACUCGGAGAGGGAGGUGGAGGGGAUGCUGCACUGCGCCUCGCUCUGCUUGCAACGAGACCCUCACUUGAGGCCUUCUAUGUCUCAGCUACUUAGGUUGUUGGAAGGUGACAUUUCAAUGGCAUAAAAUGUGUUGGAAUGAGGAUUUAUUGAUGAUUGAAGACAGAAAGAAGCUUAGUGUUAAAAUAGACUAUGAUCUAUGUUCAAAGGCCAUUUUCCUUUAUUUGAUUGGAAUUUGGUAAAUAGCCUUACAACUUUUUUUUUUAAUUAGAAUAUGGUUGAUUCUGUUGGUGCUUCUUCUAGGAGUGUUAGUGUAGGCUUUAAUAUGUAAAUUGUUUUUCUAGGAAUGACGUUGCCGCUACUCGUGAUGAGGUAUUUCUAUUUUUUAUUAAUUAUUUGAUGAAUUACUGAAAAA